GUACACUGUGCAGUUGCUGGUCCCAUUGAAGAUUCGCCUCCAAACAAUAAAUCAUGGCCAAGGAAACUGAGGACUUCUCGCAGCUCGAACUGGAAUCCAUCAUUGGUUUUAACGGGAAAGUACCUUCUGGCUUAACUGUACAUCCUGAUUGUGAAAAUAUAAUUUAUCCUCUGGGAUGUACAACUGUUGUACAAAACCUCAAGACUAGCCAACAGGCUUUCCUGGAAAGCCAUACCAACAACAUCUCUUUUCUUGCGGUUAGUAGGAGUGGAAGAUAUAUUGCAACAGGACAGGUCACUUAUAUGGGUUUUAAGGCUGAUAUCAUCAUCCAUAACUAUGUUGAAAAAGCAAUUCAUGCAACCAUGACACUUCACCAAGCCAAAGUUGAAGCAUUGGCAUUUUCCCCAAAUGAUCUCUAUUUGGUGUCUCUUGGCGGUCAGGAUGAUGGCAGUGUUGUCAUUUGGAAUAUUGCAACAAAAUCAUCUAUCUGUGGCAGUCCUGCUUGUGUUGCCACUGCAGGAAAUGCACUGAGUGUAAAAUUUGCUAACAAUAUGGACGAUACCUUCAUUACAGGAGGAACUGGUACACUACGUCUCUGGCUCUUAGAUUUACCCAACAGAAAAAUCCGUCCCAUGGAAUGCCAAACUGGACCUUUGAAAAGAAUAAUCAACUGUAUUGAGGUAACAAAAGAUGAUAGUUUCUUCUACUGUGGAACUACUACUGGUGAUAUUUUGAUGAUCAGCAUGAAAACUGGACGUCUGAAUAAUUAUGGACCAAUAAAGAAUAAGUUCAGUUUGGGUGUCACUGCAAUAGUAGAGCUAAAAUCGGAGGACACCCUUGUUGGAACUGGAGAUGGUCUUAUAGCUCUGUGCAAAGCACCACACUUCAAGACACUCAAAAAAGUGCAGGUGGAUGGUGGUAUCACUUCAAUCAGUCUUCGUGGUCAAGGACACCAGUUCUUUGUCGGGACCAUUACUUCCCAGAUAUAUCGAUUUAAUUUCACUGAGUUUAAAGAGGAUCUGAUCACUACAUGUCACUGUGAUGCUGUUCUUGAUAUAGCAUUUCCCUGUGGAACCUCAGACUUGUUUGGAACAUGCUCUAAGGCUGAAAUACGAAUCUGGCAUACACCCACCAAUAAAGAACUCCUGCGAAUCUCUGUGCCAAACAUGACUUGCAAUGCCAUUGAAUUUAUGUGUGAUGGGAAAAGUAUUAUCAGUGCUUGGAAUGAUGGGAAGAUUCGUGCUUUUACACCAGAGACUGGCAGAUUAAUGUAUACAAUCAAUAAUGCUCAUCAUGAUGGUGUCACUGCGAUUGCUGCCACUAAUGACUGCAAGAAAAUAAUCAGUGGAGGUGGUGAAGGACAGAUACGGAUAUGGGAAAUUUUUCCAAAAAGCCAAAAGUUUUCUGCAGGUCUGAAGGAGCACACAUCAACUGUGUCAUGUAUUAAAAUUAAGAAAAAUGACCAAGAAUGUGUAACAGCAAGUUAUGAUGGUACCUGCAUCAUCUGGGAUAUAAUACGCUAUGCAAGAAAUCAAAUGAUUUUGGCAAACACCCUUUUUAAAUGUGUUUGUUACCAUCCUGAGGAAUAUCAAAUAAUAACCAGUGGAAAAGACAGGAAGAUCGGUUAUUGGGAAGUAUAUGAUGGAUCAGCUAUCAGAGAACUGGAUGGGUCCUUAUCUGGUUCUGUUAAUGGAAUGGACAUUACAAUGAAUGGUGACUUCUUUGUUACAGGAGGUGAAGAUAAAUUGAUCAAAUUUUGGGGAUACAAUGAAGGUGAAGUUAUACAUAUUGGAAUAGGUCACAGUGGAACAGUCAAUCGUAUUAAGAUCUCUCCCUCUGUGAAACACAUUAUCAGUGUGAGUUCAGAUGGAGCUAUUCUGCGAUGGAAAUAUCCUUAUACAAACUAAUCCUUAUAUGCACACUUUAUUGACACACAACAGUAUUGCUUUAAAAUUCCACCUUUGACUUAAAGUUUCAGGCAGUCAGUGGUGAAUUUUCAUGAUAUCUGCUUUGGAUUUCAUAGAAAUAGACCUCCAUAUUGUCCAUCCUGUUCUUAUGUUUCUCGAGUACCCCCUUGAGGAAUUAAUGAAAAUUCUGUCCCUUUAGUUUUUGAAUUUGAAGUUAAGUAAUUUGGAAGAAACCCUGUUCCCCAAAGGUGUAAUUAUAAAAGACUUGAAGUUUGAAUACAUUAAAUAUUUAAUGGUUCUGUGCAAAUUAAAGUUAAAUUAAUGUAUCUACUUUCAUAACUUUUAAUUGUGCACUACUGUAAAAAUUGAUUUUAUGCUGUUAAGCAUUAUCUUUCUAGUAUCAUUUUUACAUGUUUCUAUUUCAAUGUACUUAUGAUAUUGAAUGAUAAAUGAUUUUUAAUUACAUUGUAACUUUAUAGAAAGAAUAAAUUUGACAGAAUUGCAUCUAGUUAUCUUUAAAGAAUAAAGUUUUUUAAACUGAA
Rhincodon typus (whale shark) is the source of this 2449-nucleotide messenger RNA. RefSeq names its product cilia and flagella associated protein 52 (gene cfap52). Gene Ontology annotation, molecular function: protein binding. The record is from RefSeq and is a predicted model, not a curated record. The coding region runs from base 54 to 1907 and encodes 617 amino acids. NCBI's taxonomy places the organism in Eukaryota, Metazoa, Chordata, Chondrichthyes, Orectolobiformes, Rhincodontidae. The transcript has 14 exons. Gene Ontology annotation, biological process: cilium assembly.